This is a messenger RNA of Cydia pomonella (codling moth), 3327 nucleotides long. It is a transcript of the gene Klp64D, whose product is annotated as kinesin-like protein KIF3A. Gene Ontology annotation, biological process: microtubule-based movement. NCBI's taxonomy places the organism in Eukaryota, Metazoa, Arthropoda, Insecta, Lepidoptera, Tortricidae. The transcript has 14 exons. Bases 155 to 2152 code for a protein of 665 amino acids. Gene Ontology annotation, molecular function: microtubule binding; microtubule motor activity; ATP binding. The record is from RefSeq and is a predicted model, not a curated record.
UCCGAUUUCAUCAUUUCAAAAGGAAUAGGAAACCCUGAAAAACUAGGUCGUGAGUAUUGAUUUUUACCUAAUAUCCGACAAACGUACGCGUUGCGCGGCUUUGUGCAAACCGAUUUAUUGUGUUCGUGUUCGCGUCGAGGCGGAGUCGUCCAAAAUGCCCGAUGGGGAGUCAGGGGCGACGGUUGAGAAUGUCCGCGUGGUGGUGCGGGUGCGGCCGAUGGACGAGCGGGAAAAGCUGGAGGGCGCGCCGUGCUGCGUGUCCGUGGACGCCGUGCACGGCACCGUGGCCGUGACGCGCUCCAACGCCGUGCCGCCCGAACCGCCGAGAGUCUACGCCUAUGAUGCCGUGUUCGACUGGACCACUAGCCAGAUGGAUAUCUACGUGCAAACCGCGAGCCCGAUCGUCGAGCAGGUCCUGAAGGGCUACAACGGCACCAUCUUCGCGUACGGCCAGACGGGCACGGGCAAGACGUACACCAUGGCCGGCGCCACGGCCGCGCCCGAGCUCCGAGGCAUCAUACCCAACUCGUUCGCGCAUAUCUUCAGUCAUAUCGCCACAGCUAAGGAUGAUGAAAAGUUCCUGGUAUGCGUGACAUACUUGGAGAUCUACAACGAAGAAGUGCGGGACCUGCUGGGAAAUAAUCCGCACCAGUCGCUCGAGGUGAAAGAGAGACCAGAUAUCGGAGUCUUCGUCAAGGACCUCACUGGUUACGUGGUCCACAACGCAGACGAGCUGGAAAAGAUCAUGUUCGUGGGCAACAAGAACCGGCACAUCGGCGCCACCGCCAUGAACACGGAGUCCUCCCGGAGCCACGCCAUCUUCUCCAUCACCGUGGAGAGCAGCAAGAAGGGAGCCGACAACAAGACCCACGUUAAGAUGGGGAAGCUACAUCUUGUGGACCUCGCCGGUUCUGAACGCCAAAGCAAGACGCAAGCCACCGGCACGCGUCUCAAAGAAGCGACCAAGAUCAACCAAUCCCUGUCCGUCCUCGGCAACGUCAUCUCCGCUCUAGUCGACGGCAAGAGCACGCACAUCCCGUACCGCAACUCCAAGCUCACCAGGCUGCUGCAGGACUCGCUGGGAGGCAACUCCAAGACUGUCAUGAUCGCGACCAUCGGACCGGCGGAGAGCAACUACGUGGAAACAAUCAGUACUCUACGGUACGCCAACCGCGCCAAGAACAUCGAGAACAAGACACACGUCAACAGUGAGCCAGGAGACGCUUUACUUACAAGGUUCCAACAAGAGAUCGAUCAACUCAAGAAGCAGCUGGAGGAGAACGAGAAUGAGUUGGAAGAGGAGGAAGAGGCCGAACUGAGCGAGGGCGAGCUGACCGAUGACACGCUCACCGAGUCCGAGCUGGACUCGCUCGGCCCCGAGGAGCGCAAGGAGCUGCGCAGGCUGAGGCGGGAAGAGAAGGAAAAGCUGAACCGAGAAAAAGCGAAUCAAGCCAGAAAAGUGCUGGAAGAGAAGAAGGCCGAGCUGCAGAGGACCAAGAAACAGCAGGAAGAGCUGAAGGACAAGCUGCAACGCCUGGAGUCCAAGGUGCUCGUCGGCGGCGAGAACCUGCUGGACAAGGCCGAUGCCCAGCGGCGACUGCUGGAGCAAGCUGCCAGAGAGCUGGAGCAGCGGAGACUCAUCGAGCUGCGGCUGCAGGAGGACUUGCAGAAGAAGGAGGCCGAACGUCUAGACAUAGAAGAACGCUACUCCUCCCUCCAAGAAGAGAACGCAGCCAAGACCAGAAAACUGAAGCGCGCCGUCCAACUCCUCAACUCCGCCAAAGCGGAGCUGGCUGAUCAGCAGAGGGAGCAGCAGAGGGAGAUGGAAGGGAUCCUGGACUCCGUCAGGGCUCUGAGGAGGGAGAUACAGCUGGCAGACCUGGUGCUGGACUCGUACAUACCCAAGGAGUACCAGGCGCUGAUCGAGCAGUACGUGCACUGGAACGAGCAGCUGGGCGAGUGGCAGGUGAAGUGCGUGGCCUACACCGGCAACAACAUGAGCGCGCCCGCGCCGCCGCGCCACCACAAGCACCUGGAGCCGCCCGACCUGUCGAGCCGCUACCUGUCGUACGCGGCCGUGAACGCGCGCCCGCGUCCCGCCGCGUCCGCCGUGCCGCGCCCGCACACGGCGGCGGCGCGCGCCCGCCCGUAGCCAACUAUUCCAGCCGUAUUACCAUUCAACCUCAAAAUUGGGUGGCAGCUUUUAUACUCAGUAUUCACUGGCUAGAAUUGAUCAUUGUCAAGCCAGAGGCUAUUUAGCAACCCCAUCGAGCAUUUGAAACGUGUGUCUCUAUUACUAAAACUUUGAUAUUUAUUUUAAAAUCUUUCAUGAACACGUUGUCAAACGAUUUUCACCGGCAGACCUAAUGGCUCAGUUUCAUAAGUCGAUAACUAGGUCGAUAUAAAGCGGGGACUCCCCGCAGGCGAUAUAACGACUAGUGAAACUCAUAAGUCAAUAGUUCGGUCGAUGUAUAGCAUGCGGGUGACUCCCCGCAGGUGGCAAGGUGGUAUAACGACUAGUGAAACUCAUAAGUCGAUAUUUCGGUCGAUAUACAGCAUGCGUGACUCCCCGCAGGCGGUAAGGUGGUAUAACGACUAGUGAAACUCAUAAGUCGAUAGUUCGGUUGAUAUACAGCAUGCGUGACUCCCCGCAGGCGGUAAGGUGUUAUAACGACUAGUGAAAAACAUAAGUCGAUAGUUCGGUCGAUAUACAGCAUGCGUGACUCCCCGCAGGCGGUAAGGUGGUAUAACGACUAGUGAAACUCAUAAGUCGAUAGUUCGGUCGAUAUACAGCAUGCGUGACUCCCCGCAGGCGGUAAGGUGGUAUAACGCCUAAUGAAACUCAUAAUGGCAUGCGUUUUGGAAAUCUCCCACGCCCCGCACGCGAGCCCUAUCGACCCAUGAAACUGAGCCAUAAUGCUAUCAAAUAUAAUAUAAUAUUAUCUGUAACUUACACUUAGUAACGUAGUUAUGUUAUAGUAUUAUAAUUGUAUUUCGAACAAAAUGAUUAGUCAAUAUAAAAGUAUUUUUAUACAUAACUUGAUAACCAAAUGACAUUUAUAUUACUAGAAUCUAGAAUGAACUGUUCUUUAGUAUUUUAAUACUAGUCGCAUUCCAGUGAUUUGGUUUUAUUUUGUUUUUAUUAUAUUUUAACUAGUAUAAUUUGGUUAUUUGAAGUUUCUUCAUGUCACUAGAUUAAUGAUCUCUGUAUUGCUUGUGAUAUUGAUAUUAUUAUGUGAUUUCGAACGACGUAUUGAUUCGUAUUUUUACACUUCUAACUGUAACACACUACUAAUAUAUUUAAUAAAUAUUAAUUUAAAUAACCUA